Molecule: messenger RNA, 3094 nt
Organism: Patella vulgata (common limpet)
Lineage: Eukaryota; Metazoa; Mollusca; Gastropoda; Patellidae
Product: PMS1 protein homolog 1
Exons: 16
Coding region: 11-3058 (1015 amino acids)
Biological process (GO): mismatch repair
Cellular component (GO): MutLalpha complex
Molecular function (GO): ATP-dependent DNA damage sensor activity; mismatched DNA binding; ATP binding
Source: RefSeq, a predicted model, not a curated record
CGUAUUCAAGAUGGAGGGAAAAUCUAAUUUGACUGCUUUACCAGCUUCUACAAUUCGUUUAAUUGGCAGUACGCAAGUAAUAACAUCCGUAUACAGCGUUGUAAAAGAACUUAUAGAGAAUUCAUUUGAUGCUGAAGCAACUGUUGUGGAUGUCAAGUUGGAUAAUUAUGGUUUAGAUAAAAUAGAGGUUAAAGAUAAUGGACUUGGUAUCAACGUUCAUGAUGUACCAUUUGUUGGUCAAAGACAUUACACAUCAAAAAUAACAACACAUUCAGAUCUACAGAAUUUGAACACAUAUGGCUUUAGAGGAGAAGCAUUAGCAUCACUGUGUUCUGUAGCAGAAGUCACUGUGACGACUAAAACUAAAGAAGAUGAUAUUAGUAUUUGUUAUAGUUUAACAAACGAAGGCAAGGUCAAGAACAGUAAACCGUCACAUUUAGGCCAAGGUACAACUAUUGGUGUUAUGAAUUUAUUCAAAAAUCUACCAGUGAGAAAACAGUAUCACAACACUGUAAAAAAGAAAAAAACAGAAUUAAAGAAAAUUGAAGAUUUAUUAAAAGCCUACAGCAUCAUUAAACCAGAAAUUAGAAUAACUUUACGACAUAACAAGGAAAUGAUUGUUCAGAAGACAUCUUUACCAGACACAAAGUCAGCCAUCUUGAAUAUUUUAGGUCAUUCAGUGUCUUCAUUGCUGGAUCUAAAAGAGGAAUCUGAUUCUGAUACACAGGUAAAAAUAAGUGGUUAUUUACCUAAACCUGGAAGUGAUAUAAUGAUUUGCAGUAGAUCUAGUAAUGAUAGAAGUAUAGUAUCUGUUAAUAAUAGAUAUGUUACAAUACCAGAAAUAGACAAGUUGGUCAAACAGUAUUACAGUAAUUGUCAUGCAUGUGAUACCAACAGAUAUCCUGUAUAUUAUAUAAGUAUAAACCUACCAGCAGAUAAAUUAGAUGUUAAUCUAGAUCCUAAUAAAUCGAAAGUCUAUAUACAAGAUAUGGAUGUCUGCAAAAAAUUGACUGAAAAAAUGUUAGAGUACAUGUAUGGCCCUUUAGAUGACCAGCCAUAUUGGAAAAGACAAAAUGAACAGAAAGCCCCGGAUAUGGUUGUAGAAGAACGAAAUAAAGAAGCUCAAGAUAAUCUUAUUCAGUUUGAAAGGCAGGCAGAUAAAAUGAUAGACCAAUCAAAUCUUGAUGUAAAUAAACAUUUAGAUCUGGAGGUUUCUAUAAAUACAACUGAUAAUAAUGAUGAACCAGGUAUCUCCACCACUGAAACAUGUCAGGAUUUAAUCACUUCUCUUGACUUUGAUGAUACUUUUGAAGAUGCAGAAGAACUUAAAAUUACUUCAACAUGUGAUAUAAAUAAAAGCAACUUUACAAGGUUAAAUAAUAAGAAUGUAGCUGAUAAUGGUCCAGAAAAUAGUUUACUGGGUACGGAAAACAUAGAGAAUUAUUCAGAUCUAGACUCAUUGAGUGAUAUUAAUAAACAAGAGAACACAAUCUCGAAUGACAUUAGCCCUGUAGAUCUUGAUGUUUUAACAAACAAACAAAUCAAAACAUCAAUGAGUACAGAUGAUUGUGCUCUGGACAUUACCGAACCAUCACUUGUAGUGGGCAUGUUUGAUAUAACUGAUGAUUUAUUGGACGAAAUUUUACCAACUCAGACACCAACAAAUCGUGGACAACAGAUUGCAACAAAACCUGGUCUGCAGAUGGCAUCCAACCCUGGUCAACAGCCACCAACAAACACUAAUCAUCAGACACCUGGUCAACAAACAUCAACAAGAGUAGAAGAUAUAGAUGAUGAUAAAUGGAUAAAAGGUAGAGGUUGCAGUGUUACUGGAAAAAUAAUUCAGCCUGUGACUCUCCUUCCUCCAGGGUCAAAUCAUACCCCUGGUAAACGACCUUUAUCACCAUCCCAAAAUACAGCACCACCAGAGAAAAAACCUAGACCUGUCAUGAAUCGGAAUAUUGCCAUUGGCCAAACAACAAUGUAUGACAUCAUAGAAAACCAGCCAAUGAAAAGACCUCAAACAUCCUUUGAUCUGUACAUGAAAGAUGUCAGAUCUCAAGUGGUACAAGAUAAUCCUGAUGCAUUGUUUGAUGAUGUCACACAGAUUAUCCAGGAUUUAUGGGAUAAUUUACCAUCAGAAGAACGACGUAAAUAUAUCCACAAAGCAUCUGGGAAUAAACCCAAGCCCUUUACUGUUGUUGGUAAGAGGAAAUCAGAGGUUACUCCUAUCAGUGAACGUCUUCUAUCAACCAUGAAAAAACCCAAGAAAUAUAGACCUGGUUUACCUGUGAAGGAUAUACCCUUCUCUUUAUCUAAACUACGUAACAAAUAUAAAACUGGAUUUUUACAUAGUCAAAGUCAGCCAGAUGUUAACUGGAAGGUGAUUGGCUGCUUAAAAUCAAAUGGUAUGUGGGCUUGUUGCCAUGGUUAUAAACUGUUUCUAGGCAAUCCACACAGAAUGACAGAAGUGAUCAUACAUCAGCGUCUCAUGAAAGAUUAUUGUUGUUCAACACAACCAUUGGAAAAUCCUUUACGUUUAGAUUCAAGAUUAGUUGGUGGUGAUAAUUCCUGGAAACUUCUGAAAAAUCUGGCAUCAGAAGAAACAUCUCAUGAUCAGUAUAUUACUAUUUCUAAUAAACAUAUAGUAAAUAAUGGUUUUAAACUCAAGUGUUAUACAAAUAAAGAGAGUGAAGAAUUUAGCUGUGAAUUAAUAGAAAUAGCUAAUUAUAUACCUACCUAUAGUGUUAGAGAUUUAUGUGAGAUAUUAACGGUAUUAUCUACUACUAAUAAUAUACAACAACUUACAUUACCUCAAUCCAGACCACUUAAAGUUAUUAAUUAUCUUAAGGCAGAAGCAGUUCGAAUGACAAGAAAUAAAACAGCUUUAAGAACAAAAGAUGAAAUAGAAGAUUUAAUAGUUAACUUAACGUCAGUGUUUAAUGAUGUAGAUAAAACUGGAUGUCUACAUGAUAAAGAUAUAUUUUAUAAAGUUUAUGAUUUAUUAGAUUUACCUCAAGAUAUACAAGAUGAAUCUUAUCUUGUUACACAAUCCUAACAUAAAUAUUAAAUUUGUAUAAAAUCAUAAAUAUCU